CUGAUCUGAUCGUCAGUACAGUGGCAAAGAUGCAUCCAGACGGUAGCAUCGCGAUAAAUCGGCUCCAAAGCUAGGUUUUCCCUUCAUACAGCAAGUGUUUGGUCAACGACGGGUUCGUGUUGAUGGUGUGAAUACUGCCCGCCCAGCAGCAACCGUAAUAUUUUCGGCGUCAUUAAAUCGGAGUGAACAGUGACAAAAAACCGAAAGAAAACAGAAAGUAGUCUAAAUCGGAUCGAGUUUAUCGGGCGAGAGCGUCGUCCGAAAAGCAAAGGAAACCAAUCUCCUCGGUUCCUCCCCAUAUUUGGUAAUUAACGUCUCGCCAGAAUAUGGCACAGAAACGACCGCGAAUCUCUGUGGGUGUGAUGGCAGUUUGUUGCGGUGUGCUGUCCUUAUCCGUAGUGGCGCGUGAAUCGGCAUCCCACAAUGAACCCGGAGCAAGCUCGCGAAAGUAUGUCGCAGUGCAUCAUCAUCCGGUGCAUCCGGGGACAUUUGCGUCUCCGGUGGAUGCACCGGACAGGCUCGGUAUGGCGGCAGUGACAACACCACUCACACCCGAUCCGAAAGCGACGAUCGAAAGUGAACGACACCGAAAAACGAGAGAAACAAAUAAAUUCCCCCGACCAGCUUCGACCAGUGACGAGUCCUUAGGCGCCUCCCCAACGGCCAACCAAAUAAGACGCCGUCGCAUGGAACCCAACAUUCGAGGGCUUCCUUCGCCGCUCGUCUUCAUGCCAGCCCGUGGCCGCCGAUUUGGUGGGUUUGAAAUUCCGGCAGAAAAACGACAGCUCACCAUCGAACAGAUGCUCGAGAAGGGCGACUACUUCGUUCCGAACCGGGGCAAAAAGUCGCCUACGACGGGCGAACUGAUCAAGAAGGGCAAGUUUGACGUGCUGCUUGGAGGAUCUCCCGACGAGUACUUCUUUCCGAACCGGGGCAAAAAGCAGUACUGGCUAACGUACGACUCUGGCGGCAAUGUGAGACCGAUGGUUGCCCGUGGCGCCGGGACCGUACCGAGCAGUGCAGCACAACAACCCAUUGCGAGCCGAUUGCGUCGAAAUUUGCUGGAAAAUCUUGCCAACGAGCACAAGGAUACGUUCUUUUCAUCACGCGGCAAAAGGCUUCUUCCGCUGGGAGAGGAAUUGAUGCUAGUUCCCACCAGCGCUCUAGACGACGAGCUGGCGGGUGAAAGUGCACAGGACGCAGGAGGUAUGUCGGACGACAGGACGCAACAGUUUUCCGGCCAGCCAAACGAUCUCGAUGCAUUGCUUUGGAACGAGGACAUGCUACUGGCGCUAGAUCAACCCAUAAGCUAAGAACAGCCAUGGACAGUGACCCCAACAUAUCGGAAUUCACCUAUCCCGAGCCUGCUAGUAGUGGACGAGGACGAGAAUCCAAAAUAGACAUGUUUGAAAGAACUUCCAUUCAUGUUUAUGACAUACGUUUUAUGUGUUUUCCAUGAAUUUCUCAAUACGAUAUUCAAAAUGCAGCGUGCUACUAAUUUUAUACUACUGCACUUACGAGCGAUACUUUGCUCACUAAAACACGGGCGACAGGUAGAAAAUGCAAAGUAUUCCCAAUAAAACAAAACCAAAUAAAAAGUAAAAAACAGACACACACGCACAGACAAACUAAGGAUAAUUUGUACAAAAAAAAAAAAAGAAAUUAACAAAGCCAAAUGCUUUGCACAAAAGCAAGAGGAGCAAAGAACAAGAAAGCGAGCGAAUAACAACACAGAACCAUAAAUCACGGACGUUGUACUACCAUUAAGCAAAAGAGUAAUGUUUCCUUUUCUGAAAUAAAUGCAAAUGAUGCGAAUAGCAAUAUAUCCACA
Messenger RNA from Anopheles stephensi (Asian malaria mosquito), 1831 nucleotides. RefSeq lists its product as uncharacterized. Lineage: Eukaryota; Metazoa; Arthropoda; Insecta; Diptera; Culicidae. The coding region runs from base 327 to 1313 and encodes 328 amino acids. The transcript is spliced from 2 exons. The record is from RefSeq and is a predicted model, not a curated record.